This is a messenger RNA of Hyla sarda, 426 nucleotides long. RefSeq names its product caveolin-3-like. The transcript is spliced from 2 exons. Gene Ontology annotation, cellular component: caveola. Gene Ontology annotation, molecular function: molecular adaptor activity. Gene Ontology annotation, biological process: caveola assembly. The coding region runs from base 1 to 426 and encodes 141 amino acids. The record is from RefSeq and is a predicted model, not a curated record. Lineage: Eukaryota; Metazoa; Chordata; Amphibia; Anura; Hylidae.
AUGGCCGAGCCGGAAUCUAACCUCAGCGAGCCCAUGGCACUGGAUAUGGAGCACAGGGACCCCAACAAUCUGAAUGAGCAUGUCCGGGUUCUCUUUGAAGAUGCUUUUGGGGAGCCUGAGGGGUCUCACAGCUUACCUGGAGUCUGGGGAAUGUCCUACAAGACAUUUGGCGGGGUGAAAGAUUGCUGCUACAUUGUGCUGUCGGUCCUGUGUGGCUGCCCCCUGGCCUUCUGCUGGGCCCUGGACUUUGCCUGUAUCCAUUGCUGUCACAUCUGGUGUAUCGGACCAUGUAUAAAGAUGUGGAACAUGAACUUCUCCUGCCUGAAGCUGUUCUGGAGCUCCUGCAUCCACUGCUUGUGUGACCCAUGUUGCGAGGCCUGCGGUCUGUUUCUCAGCCUCAUCCGGGUACAGAACAAAAAUGGAUAG